GUUUGCGAUAAACUUUUAAAGUAAGUUAUUUUGUAAAUAUAUUUGAAGAUUUAAAAGACAAUUCAAGUUUUGUAUAAUGUCGGAUGAUGAGAGAGAAUACAGGCGUAGGGAUAAAUUCUUUACUGAAAGAAGAGGUCAACUCAGGGAAAAGGAAGAGAUUCCUGUCUGGAGAACAAGACUGCCCCCUCCUGUCGGUGUUCAAGGAGCACAUCAUGGACCUCCUUUCCUUUAUCGUGGACCUCCUCCCCCUCAUCCAGAGGCUAGUGGACAAGGAUAUAGAAAUAUCCCGCCUCCGAGAGUCUUCCGAGUACCUCCUCCCUCGGGGCUCCCAUACCUAGAUAGAAGGGAGGGAAGAGAAGUAAGAAAUACCAGAGUUGAACUCCAUGUAAGAGAAAACGGAGAUGAACGAGAAAUAUCUCCGAAAUUACCAAAUGUGCCUUCAAACAAACGAAGGUAUCCUGAUGAAUGUGAUGUGAAGGGUCUUGAACCUAGCAGAAAGAUUCCAAGAGUGUUGGACACCGAGGGAAAAGAUGGAUUUCAGCCUGUGAUGAUGUCAUUUAAAGCAUUUCUAGAAACACAGGAUGACAAUAUAACGGAUGAUGAGUCCCUGGUGAAGUUUGCCGAGUACAAAUCUGAAUUUAAACGUCAACAGUUGAACCAAUUCUUCGUACUACACAGAGAUGAAGAAUGGUUUCAACUAAAAUACCAUCCAGAGAUAAAUCAGAACAAUAGGAAUGCUGCUAUGAAGAAUAUACAGAAAAGACUUGAUGUAUUCUUGGAGAUGGAGAAAACUGGUUUAUUUGAUGAUUUAUCAUUAGAUGAGGAACAUGAGACACAAAUUAUUGAACUUCUGGAUAUAUUCGUGCUAAAGCUUGAGAAUGCCUCUCAGGAAGAGAUCGAUAAAUGGAGGCAGAGCUCAGAAAAUGAAAAAAUGACAGAAACACUGCGAACCCCGCGGACAAGCAGUAUUUUCUUGAAAACUCUUCAUCCAAGUGUAACCAAGAGUGAACUUGAGAGGGUUUGUGGCAAAUAUCCAGGGUUUUUAAGAAUUUCUAUUUCCGAACCUGCCGCAGAAAAAAAUUGGUUUCGCAGAGCAUGGUUAACUUACCGCAGACAUUCUAAGGUGAAGGAAAUCUGUUUCAACCUAAACAAUCUGCGUAUAAAGGACGGAGAGCUUGGUCCUGUUGUAAACAAAGAUCUGUCCAAGCGUGUACGGUGUGUACCUCAGUUUGUUCGAGACAAAGAGGUUAUGAAGCAUGAUACGUCAAUGGUGACUAAACUGAUCUCUUCUCUAGACGCUAGAUGGAAACUGUGGCAGGAUACAGCAAAUAUAAACACAACAACGAAUCCACUUCUAGCUGAUGUGCAUGACUUCUUAGUUGAAGAGGUGAGUGCUGAGGAGGAGGAACUACUGGGUAAAGAUUUCUGUAAGACAGAGAAGGAUCCUAAAACAGCUCGACCUGUUCAACACGAUCAACAUCUUACCAAAACUCUCGAUAAGCUCAUACUGUACAUCAGAUUUGUACACAGCAUCGAUUUCUACAACAGAACCGAAUAUGUAAAUGAAGACGACAUGCCAAACAGAUGUGGAAUUCUACAUGUCAGGGGCACUACAGAUGACUCUACCGUCUCAGAAGAACAAAUCGAAAAAUAUAAUAAUGAAACCAACAAGAAAUUUGAAAUUUUGCUGCGAAACAAGUCUGAAGUAUCGGACGAUGAAGUACAAAAGUUAGGUUUAAAAAAUGAGACCGACGAAGUGGAAAAAUUUGUUCUUGCCAACUGCCAAGAACUAGGUAAAGACAAAUGGCUUUGUCCCCUCUCUGGAAAGAAGUUUAAAGCUCCAGAUUUUGUAAGAAAACAUAUUUUUAACAAGUUUUCUGACCUCGUAAAGGAAGUAAAGAUUGAAACUGAGUUCUUCAACAAAUAUCUUCGUGAUCCAGCCCGGCCUGAGCUUCCUAUACAAAUAUCGAAACCUAAACCUAAAGCUGAGAAGCAAGUAUCUCCAAUGACGCCGCGGUUACCGGUCAAGGCUAGACUUGGUGUACCUGGACUACCAAUAGGACCUCAUGGAGUUAAGAUUACACAUGCUAGCAGAGAUCCUCGAGAGAUCGUGGAUUACAGCGAUGUUGAUCUUUCCAGCGCAUUUGAUCUCUUAUAAACUUGUUUUAGUCAGGCUGAAGAAAUUUAAGAAUGAUCUCUAAUUUGGGUCUAUAUCAUUUACUGAAAAAACAUGGAGCUUAGAACCAAGUUCAUCUAAGUGUAAUUUUAAGAUGAGUUAAACUUUCAAAUUGCUACCAAAAUUGGGCUAAAUUCUACAUGUAACAUUAAAGUUUCCUCUCAAAUCCAGGUUUUAUUUAUUUGGGCUUUCCUCUUUUAGAUAAAAAUAAAAAAAUUGUCCACAGUUUUGCAUUUUUAAUAUUCUUAAAGUUAAGGUUAAAAUCCCUGAGGCACAAUUUUAUUUGGGCCCAAAAAUAUCGCUUUGAACCAAAUCCAAAUCAAAAGUAUACAUUACAAACAAGUUUUGAAUUUAUUCAUCAUGAAGCAUCAAAUUGAUUUAAAGUUUGCAAGCCCUCACGCAAAAAUCGAUGAGAAUUUAGCCAAUUACAUCUUAGAAAUUUAAGCGUUGCGACACUUUAAAGUUAAACCAGUCUUAAGAGUUGAUGCAACUUUUUAAAGCAGUUUGGAUCUCUGUGGGUAAAAAACGAUAUUAUUAUGUAAUUAACUAAACACCAAAAACAGUCAUUUAUGUGCAUUUUUGUAAUCCUGCAUUUGUUGUCAAAAUUAGUAAAUAAACAGUGUGUUGUUACAAAAUUCUGUGCUAAAUUAAUUAAAUGUAAUAGGUCGAACUCGACCAAUGUUUUGUAAUUUAAAGGCGUAAAAAUAUGUAGUUGUAAACACCUCUAGUUUAUUUGAAACUUAAA
Eurytemora carolleeae is the source of this 2921-nucleotide messenger RNA. RefSeq names its product serrate RNA effector molecule homolog. Gene Ontology annotation, cellular component: nuclear body. Gene Ontology annotation, molecular function: nucleic acid binding. NCBI's taxonomy places the organism in Eukaryota, Metazoa, Arthropoda, Copepoda, Calanoida, Temoridae. The record is from RefSeq and is a predicted model, not a curated record. The coding region runs from base 77 to 2158 and encodes 693 amino acids. The transcript is spliced from 10 exons. Gene Ontology annotation, biological process: mRNA processing; primary miRNA processing.